Molecule: messenger RNA, 950 nt
Organism: Raphanus sativus (radish)
Lineage: Eukaryota; Viridiplantae; Streptophyta; Magnoliopsida; Brassicales; Brassicaceae
Product: nuclear speckle RNA-binding protein B
Exons: 1
Coding region: 130-834 (234 amino acids)
Cellular component (GO): nucleus
Source: RefSeq, a predicted model, not a curated record
UACCUUCCCAGUUUCCCCCCAAUCAUCACGUAAUCAUUUUUCUUCACAAAAAUAAUCAUCACACUCACAUUUAUAUACACAUCUCUAGCUCUAUUUAUUCAUAAAUUAUCCUCUCAUAAAGUGGAAUCUAUGGAUAAUAGAUCGCCAAAAUCAAAAGAAAUAUUGGGGCCGAGACCAACUCCAUUGAAAAUUCGUAAAGAGUCUCACAAGAUCAUCAAGAAUCCACCAUUGGUGCCACAGCCACGACUACAACCACCGGAACCGGCAUCACGCCAACUGCACCAGCAAGAACCGCUGCAGUCACAACCGCUACGUGGUCCGGUGAUAAUAUACACUGUAUCACCCAAGAUUAUCCAUACACACCCUAAUAAUUUCAUGGCACUGGUUCAACGUCUCACAGGGAAAACAUCUACCUCCACAACCUCAUCCUCGUCGUGUCAAUCCAUAUUAGCACCAAACAACGUGUCAGCAACGUUAGAUACAUCCUGCAGUUCGCUAUCUCCGGCGGCUCGGUAUGCUGUGAUGGAGAAAGCUAAUGCCUCGAACGAAGUAGGGUUUUUGGGUGGUGUAGAGACCACUGAUCAAUAUCAUCAUCAUCACCAUCAUCAAAACCGAGCUAUUGAGAUGCCAAAUUUUUACAAUACUGGGAGUCUAUCUCCGGAACCCACUUCUCUGCCGCUGAUAUCAGAGGAGUUCGUUUCUACGGUUGCACCACCGAACGAUCCACAAGGUUUGUCUGCGUUGUUCAAUGACUUUAACUCCAUCCUACAGACUAGUCCUCCAAAGCUUCCAUCACCUUCCAUGGACCUUUUCAACAACUUUUUUGAUUCUUGAUUGGAAUCUUAUUUCUAUAGUUGAACUGGUUUACAAGUAGUAUAGAGGGUGACACAUGAUGUGUUUUAGAUUUUUCAUCAUUUUUAAGAGACUCUCAUAUAAUUUGAGAGUUUAUA